This is a messenger RNA of Neurospora tetrasperma FGSC 2508, 2091 nucleotides long. RefSeq lists its product as uncharacterized. The coding region runs from base 1 to 2091 and encodes 696 amino acids. Gene Ontology annotation, biological process: transcription by RNA polymerase II. The record is from RefSeq and is a predicted model, not a curated record. NCBI's taxonomy places the organism in Eukaryota, Fungi, Ascomycota, Sordariomycetes, Sordariales, Sordariaceae. The transcript is spliced from 2 exons. Gene Ontology annotation, cellular component: SAGA complex. Gene Ontology annotation, molecular function: protein heterodimerization activity; transcription coregulator activity.
AUGUCUAUCAGCAGCGGGUCCGAACCCCUUUGGGAUACCGAUAAUUCAGGGCAGGUCACACAACUAGAAGAUGACACAACUUCAGCCUACGUACAGAGCAGGAGAAAGAGAGACUCAGGUCAUGGAAGUGUAGCCAAAGACGUUUCUAUCACUGCUGAUCGCAGCUUCGAGUCGCUCUCUGGAGUUCUCGACAAUGGGCAUCUUUGUUCCGCAACUGAAGAGCCCAGUCGUCUUUUCUCAUCCAAAUGCUCAUCACCUCCGUAUCAACCAUCGGACGUCCUCAAUUCGCUAGCAAACUGUCCGGCUGCACCGAAUGAGAGCCCAGGCUCUGAGACCCAACAACUUGACCAGCCGGCUACGUUGAAGAAGGCCCAGGAAAACAUUGUCAAGUCCCAGACGACAAUGAAGCAGGCCCAGAUCACUACUGGCAAUGAGUUACAGAACAUUACCAGAAGUGACGAGGCUGGCCAGACCUCGGUACUGCUACCGGAAAUCACAGCUCAGCCUCAAUGCGAAGAUCACAAGUCCGCGGCUGGAGGUUCUUCAACAGAAGAUGGUACUAAUGAUGUUGUCGAAACCUUCUGGAGCUCUUGUCACCCGAGCGAGGACAGAAUCAAGACCAUCAGUAGCGCCGAGGUCUGGUUUACCUCUCAAGAUCAAACUUUUCAGCCCAUAGACGUGGACAUGGAGUCCAAUGACCUUCCCGAGGAACCACUCAUUCCUGAAGACAUCACGCACGAUCAGCCGUCAGAACCUACCACUCAACCGGAUGAAACUAUAAUGGAUCCCGAAUGGGAUGACUGGAUUGAUAAUGAGAUCAUCAUACCUUCAGCGCCCAGUCAGAUAAAUACAUUCACGGGAGAAUUUUCUACACCAAUUGGUCCUUCCACUUCUCCCUCCGUCCACCAAGUUGGAGAUGGAUCUGCUCUCUUCCAAGACGCGUUCAACACUGCCCUUGAUGAGAUCAAUACAGAAAAUCAGGCCAAGCGACCAAAGUUUUCAAUUCCCAAUGACAUAAUCUUCCCUUCAAGUGAUGCAGAAACAGAGCGUAGAGGCAUCAACGACUUCGUCAACCCGUACCCAAAAGACCCUUGGGAAUUCUACUGGAAGAAAAGAGCAGAGACAAAGGACCAGUUUAUUGCCAGAUUUGCUAACAAUGUUCGUCAGAUGAUGUACGUCUCUGGAGAGACGGGCGAACCAUCCGUUGAAACCACGAGUAUCAUCGAAGACAUUGUGCGCCAGCAGGUCAUCCAUAUGCUCAAAAACUGCACCGAACUCGCCGCCCGCCGCGGCUCCCGCUCCAUAACGAUCAACGACCUAAUCUUCCAAAUCCGCGACGACGCGCCCAAAGUCUCUCGGCUGCGCACCUUCCUCUCCUGGAAGGACGUGCGCAAGAACGUCAAAGACUCUGAAGACAAAGGCGGUGACGCCGACAUCGGCGCCGCAGGCGAAGACCCUUCGGCCGCCGCGGGAAUUGUUCCCGGCGCAGGCGGCCCCGUCGACGACGCAGCCAAGAAGAACAAAAAGGCCAAAGUCGGCUUGCCCUGGGAACCCUCCUCCUUUUAUUCCGUUGAAGUCCCCGAGCGCGAAGACGAAGAGGACGAGGAGGAAGAAGAAAUGAAUUAUAUCACGCUCCAACGCCUGCGCAAAGCCGACGAGCGCACCAAGGCCAUGACGCGCGAGGAGUACGUAACCUGGUCCGAGUUCCGCCAAGCUUCUUUUACGUACCGCAAGGGCAAGAGGUUCAGGGAAUGGGCCGGCUUCGGGCAGGUGACGGAUAGUAAACCCUCUGACGAUAUCGUCGACAUUCUGGGGUUCUUAACGUUUGAGAUGGUGCAGAGCAUCACGGAGGAGGCGCUCAAGAUCAAGGACCAUGAAGACCUGCUCAAGGAGCGUACGGGCGAGGCGGGUCCUACUAAGAAGCGUAAGCUGCCAAAGGGCUUGUUCGACCCCCCUGGGGAGGGACGCACGCCGGUGGAGCCGAGACAUAUUCAUGAGGCGUUUAGGAGGUUGCAGGAUCCGAGCAAGAAGAGGAGGGCCAUGUUGAAUGGGACUAGACUGCAGCCGAGGACGGAUUUGUUGAUUAUUUGA